Messenger RNA from Fulmarus glacialis (Northern fulmar), 331 nucleotides. Its product is annotated as sulfatase-modifying factor 2-like. The annotation marks the transcript as partial. The record is from RefSeq and is a predicted model, not a curated record. Lineage: Eukaryota; Metazoa; Chordata; Aves; Procellariiformes; Procellariidae. Gene Ontology annotation, cellular component: endoplasmic reticulum. The transcript has 3 exons.
GGAGUUUGUUAGAGAAAAGAAAUACAAAACAGAAGCAGAAGCAUUUGGCUGGAGCUUUGUCUUUGAGGAUUUCUUAUCCGAAGAGCUGAAAAAAAAAGUCACCCAAAAACUGGAGUCUGCCCCUUGGUGGCUGCCCAUCGAGAAGGCUUUUUGGCGACAGCCCUCAGGUCCUGGCUCCAGCAUAAAGGACAGGCUGGAUUACCCGGUGCUGCAUGUGAGCUGGAACGACGCGCAGGCGUUCUGCGCCUGGAAAGGGAAGAGGCUCCCGGCGGAGGAGGAAUGGGAAUUUGCUGCCAGGGGAGGACUGGAGCGUACGUACGACAAGCUCUGA